GCACACUGGACUUAAAAGACUAUUCAGUCUACCUCAUUGUGACUAAAAAGUAAGAGAGGAAAAUUCUUAAAUUCUUUGAGGGUAGUGAGUGCUUUCCAGUUACAGAUCUUGAGUCGUGCAGCAGCCAGGAGGGUGUGAUCCCAAAAGCAGACGAGUGGGAGGGAAGGAUCCCAGGCUUUCUCACCAGAGUGACUCCACCAAGGCAACAAGAGAGAACACAAAGGAUCUAAGAGUCCUCUUAUCCACUCUUUAUAUGAGCACUAUAUGGACUAUCUUCAGUCUCAUCCGUUGAAGCUUGUCAAGACAACACAGCCUCCAGUUAACUUCCCUUCUGACUACAAAUCUGGAGGACAGCUAAAGUGUCAUGUUUCAGGUCAUCAGUGAGUGGUUGUGGUGGGAGCGUUUGUGGCUGCCCGAAAAUGUCUCCUGGUCAGACCUAGAGAACAGUGAGGAUCGUGUCUACGCUAAGGCCUCUCAUCUUUACGCCACCCUGCCCUGUGCCCUAUGUCUGCUCCUUGUCAGAUACACCUUUGAAAGGUACUUUGCCACACCGCUAGCUAAUGCUUGGGAGAUCAAGGAUAAGGUACGCCUUACUGCUGAGCAAAACUCCAUCCUGGAAAAGUAUUUCUGCAGUCAGGCACGAAAUCCCUCACAGUUUGAUGUGACGUCUCUGAGCAAGAAGACCGGCUGGUCAGAGAGGAAAGUUGAAAUCUGGUUCAGAAGAAGGAGGAACCAGGAUCGGCCAGGGCUUCGGAAAAGGUUCUGCGAGGCCAGCUGGAGAUGUGGUUUUUAUCUAUUUGCAUUUUGUGGAGGCAUCGUGGCCCUUUAUGAUAAACCUUGGCUUUAUAAUCUCAAAGAAGUUUGGGCAGAAUUUCCUAAACAGUCCAUGCUGCCAUCACAAUACUGGUAUUACCAUUUGGAAAUGGGAUUCUACCUGUCGCUGCUCCUCAGCCUCACCUUUGAUGUGAAACGGAAAGACUUCAAAGAGCAGGUGAUUCAUCACAUCGCUACAAUGACUCUGCUGAGUUUCUCCUGGGUUUCAAACUACAUCCGCAUUGGAACCCUUGUGAUGGUAGUUCAUGACUCCUCUGACAUUCUGCUUGAGGGUGCGAAGGUGUUUAACUACGCUAAACGGUAUCAAAUUUCUAAUGCCAUGUUUGUGGCAUUUACAGCUCUUUUUAUGGUGACGAGGCUUGUCAUCUUUCCUUUCUGGCUGAUUCAUUGCACAUGGGUGUACCCGCUGGAAAGGUUUAAGCCCUUCUUCGGUUAUUAUUUCUUCAACUUCAUGCUGAUGGUCCUACAGAUCCUCCACAUCUACUGGGCUUUUCUAAUAUCACGAAUGGUUUACAAAUUCAUCUUUAGCGAGCAUCUGGAGGGUGACGUUAGGAGCGAUGAAGAGGAGGAGGACAGUGACUCACCGAAGGAAAGAAACCACAAACUGAGUCAUAUGAAUGGCUCAGGUGCCAGAGGUCGAGCUAAUGGCCACUGACACACAAAGACAGUAGUCGAAGAAAAAAAGGAUGGACAGCAAAAACAAGGACAUUUCCUGCACUGGAGUACUGCUCCUAGAAUCUAAUUAUACAAAAAUAACUCAUAAAUGUUAGGCAACUUUUAAUUAAUAUGAAUGAUUUUUAAGAUGAUUGUAUUCAAACCAUGAAUAAAUUAUAAUACAGUGGGUU
Messenger RNA from Oryzias latipes (Japanese medaka), 1679 nucleotides. It is a transcript of the gene cers3b, whose product is annotated as ceramide synthase 3b. Gene Ontology annotation, cellular component: membrane. Gene Ontology annotation, molecular function: sphingosine N-acyltransferase activity; DNA binding. Gene Ontology annotation, biological process: ceramide biosynthetic process. The record is from RefSeq and is a predicted model, not a curated record. Lineage: Eukaryota; Metazoa; Chordata; Actinopteri; Beloniformes; Adrianichthyidae.